Molecule: messenger RNA, 7012 nt
Organism: Columba livia (rock pigeon)
Lineage: Eukaryota; Metazoa; Chordata; Aves; Columbiformes; Columbidae
Gene: SH3PXD2B
Product: SH3 and PX domains 2B
Exons: 16
Coding region: 961-3771 (936 amino acids)
Biological process (GO): superoxide anion generation
Cellular component (GO): cytoplasm
Molecular function (GO): protein binding; superoxide-generating NADPH oxidase activator activity; phosphatidylinositol binding
Source: RefSeq, a predicted model, not a curated record
GCUCGGCUCGGGGCGCUCCGCUCCGCCGCGCCCGGCCCUGGGCAAACAAAGGCCGGGCGCUGCCGGCCCACGGGCGGCCCCGCUGCCCCACGGCUGGCCCGGAGGCGGCCGCGGAGCCCCGGGACGGGAGGGAAGAGAAGGGCAGCGCUGCCGGAUUUGUCGCUUCCACCCCCGGCGUCUCCCCGUGGGGAUCACCCGGUUCUCCCCUGCCGGCGGGGGGAGGCGCUGCCUCUUCCUCCCGAAACCCCUGGUCCCGGGGGGGACGGGCAGGGAGAGCGCCGGUGGUGACCCCGUGCGGGACCCGCCGGGAGUGGCUGCGGGUGGGUUUCUGCUGGAGGGGCUCCGAGAGCAGCUCAGGGAGGAGGAGGCACCGCCAGGAAGUGCCUUUGCUUUCGUGAGGGAGCAGUGUUUGGCGGAGGGGCUCUGAAACCUGUUGGCUGCAGCGUCCCGGGCGAGGGAGGGACCACCCGGGUGGUUCAUUCUGUGCCUGGGACGGUGCUGCUGUCCCUGUGAGGUGUUCCCGUGUCCCCUGCACUCCUUCUGUAUGAGCUGCACAGGGAGCGUGUUCCUGCAUGGUCCGGGGCAUCUUCCAAACAGUUGUGGGGUUUUGUAUUUUUGAAGAGGUUGGCUUUUUUUUUAAAUUAUUAUCAUUUGAACUUUGGUAUGCUUCCAGCAUCUGUGGAGACCUUGUGAAUGAAUCCUGGCAACAACUGUAAAACAAAGACAAGAAUGUUUUCCCCACCCUGUUUGCCUUAGACUGGGGUGACCCAGUGACACGCUGUUUGUGGUAGUUUGGGUUGUGAGGUUGUGGUGUUCACUCUGGCCGGAGAAUGUUGUGUUGGUGGAGCCGAGCACCCUGAGCUCUUGGGAGAUCAGGGCCUUCUCUGGGUCAACCUGGCUGGUUUGUGGCAGUGAGCAACAGCUGAAGGAAAGGAGAGGACAGGCCAGCUCUAGCCGAGGAUGGAGGAGAAGGUGUACAUUAUCAAAGUCACCUGGUCCAAUGGGUCCACAGAAGUCAUAUACCGGCGGUACAGCAAGUUCUUUGACCUGCAGAUGCAAAUGCUGGACAAGUUUCCGAUGGAAGGAGGGCAGAAGGACCCCAAGCAAAGGAUCAUCCCCUUUCUGCCAGGGAAGAUCCUCUUCCGCCGGAGUCACAUCCGUGAUGUUGCGGUCAAGCGCCUGAUACCCAUUGAUGAAUACUGCAAGGCUCUGAUCCAGCUGCCUCCCUACAUCUCCCAGUGUGAGGAGGUCCUCCAGUUCUUUGAGACACGACCGGACGACUUGACACCCCCCAAAGAGGAGCCCAUUGGAAAGAAGAGGUCUGGGUUUAUCCAGAGAACGGCCUCUUUCCUGCAGAGAGCAGGAGCCAAGCUGCUGUGCGCAUCCGUGGCGGUGGUGGAGUUGUUUGGACGGCUCUGUGAGCAGGAAGGAGCUGACUCUGCAUCAGCCGACCCCUUGGUGCUGGAGCAGUAUGUGGUGGUGGCGAACUACCAGAAGCAGGAGAGCUCUGAGAUCAGCCUGUGCGUGGGCCAGUUGGUGGAUAUCAUCGAGAAGAAUGAAUCAGGCUGGUGGUUUGUGAGCACGUCGGAGGAGCAAGGUUGGGUGCCAGCGACCUGCCUGGAGGCCCAGGAUGGUGUCCAGGAUGAGUUCUCAAUGCAGCCUGAUGAAGUCCCACGGAGAUACUGGUCUCUGCCCAGGCACGUUGGCUGCCGUCGGACUCUUGGGGACUUGUACACCAGUGGAUGGGGUCAAGAGGAGAAGUACACCGUUAUUUACCCGUACACCGCCAGAGACCAGGAUGAAAUGAACCUGGACCGAGGGGCUGUGGUGGAGGUGAUCCAGAAGAACCUGGAGGGCUGGUGGAAAAUCAGGUACCAGGGCCAGGAAGGCUGGGCCCCCGCCUCCUACCUCAAAAAGGGGAAUGGAGAAAUGUUCUCGCCGAAGCUGGGGUCAGGCUCCUCCGCUCAUUCGUGUGCCUUGGAUCUGGAUGGCAUCUCCCGGCAGCAGGUCGUGGUGAGCCGAGAGAAGGAUGGGCUCGCUGGCCAAAGGGAUGGGAGAUUCGACAGCCGCCCCCUGCCCAAUGCUGACAUCCGACGCAAGUCACCAAAGAUGAGGCAGAGACCCCCUCCUCGCCGAGACCUCACCAUACCACGUGGUUUGAACCUGCCUAAACCUCCUGUCCCUCCUCAAGUGGAAGAGGAAUAUUACACCAUCGCUGACUUCCAGACCACCAUCCCUGACGGCAUCAGCUUCCAGGCAGGAAUGAAAGUAGAGGUUAUUGAGAAGAACCUGAGCGGCUGGUGGUACAUUCAGAUUGAGGAGAAGGAAGGCUGGGCCCCCGCCACGUUCAUCGAUAAGUACAAGAAAACCAGCAACGCGUCGAGGCCGAAUUUCCUGGCCCCGCUCCCCAACGAGAUGGCCCAGCUCCGGCUCGGCGACGCCACGGCUGACAGCAGCACCGGCGAGGAGGUGACGGGACCAUGCCGUCCCCUGCCAGAGGCUCCUCCUAAUGGUACGGACUGCGGUGGGAAGUGGGCCAAAGACUGGAAGGGGAAGGAGGCUCCCGAGAGUGGGGACCUGGCCCUCACCAGUGGCUAUGAGGAGAUCUUGGACCGCGACGCAGAGGAGAAGCCCAGCCUGCCACCCAGGAAGGAGUCCAUCAUUAAAUCAGAAGGCGAGUUACUGGAGAGGCAGAGGCCUCCCCCCAAGCCCCCAGGCAUGAUUUUGCCCAUGAUCCCACCCAAGCAAUCGGUGGCCCCAAAGGACAGCAAGAAGCCUGAGCUGAAACCAGAGAAGGGUAAACUCUUCCAGCUGAAAAACGAAAUGGGGCUGGAAUGCGGACACAAGGUGUCAGCCAAGGAGGUGAAGAAGCCAAACCUGCGGCCCAUUGUCAAGCCAACCAAGCCAAAAGCUGAGCCCGUGGAGGAGAAACCUGAGCCCAUUGCCCAGAAUCCAUUCUUGAAGUCAAGACCGCAGAUCAGGCCAAAACCUGCUGCAGCCCCCCGGACUGACCCAGCCCCAGCUGAUGAUAAACUUGACAUUUGCAGCCUGCGGAGCAAGCUCAGACCUGCAAAGUGCCCGGAGAAACCUUCUGAGCAGGACGCUGCUGCCGGCGAAAGUUCCUUGGCUAAUGCCACGGUCUCUUCAGAGGCUUCUGGAAGGUUUCAGGAGCGACCGAGCGUGGAGAGCAAACCCCUGCCCAAGGUGGACAGCCACGCCAUGAAAGAGGUGCUGCCCAAAUCUCCCCUGGGCCCAGCAAACACCCCCGGUGCCAGGGACCCCCCGCCGCAGCGCCCUGUUGUGCCACCCCGCAGACCCCCCCCUCCCAAGAAAACAGGGGCUCCUGCCUCUGGCCCCAUGGCGGAGCUCAGGGCCCCAGCACGGGAAGCACCCGAAAUCAGGUCAUCCCCAGUGCCGGGGAGGCCCAUGCUGGUUCCUCCGAAAGCCAAGCCAUUCCUCGCUGCCUCCAUCCAAGACGAAGCCAAAGUGAAAGGCAGCAUAAGCCCAAAGGUCAUAUCUAAGCCAGUGGAGAGAGGGGAAGCCAAGGAGAGGACCUCAGCCCCUGUCCCCAGUCCGGACAUCUCCAGGGAUGCUCUCUAUGUGGCAGUGGCGGAUUUUGAAGGUGAUGAGGAAACCAACAGCUUUAAAGAAGGGACUUUGUUUGAAGUUCGUGAGAAGAACAGCAGUGGCUGGUGGUUUUGCAAGGUCCUGACUGGGGGGCCGUGCUGGGAGGGCUGGAUCCCUUCCAAUUACCUACGGAAGAAGCCAUAGCGGCUCCUCUGCUUGCACAGCUAGAGGUUCCCUGGUCUCUCACCUAUUUAAUUAGCAGAUUAAUUUAUAGUUUUACAUGAGGCUGGCUUAAAAAAAAAGAAAAAAAAGAUAAUAAUUGAGAUCCCACACAUCCCAGCUGGUGGCUGUUGGAGGAGGCAGCUCGGCCUUCUCACCCGUGUGCUCCAACCCACCCUCCUCCCCAUGUCCCCCGAGUCUUUCAUCCCCGUGGCCGUGCUGGCAGCCCAGCCAUGCAGCUGGGGAUGCUCUGGCCAAGCUUCGUGGCAUACAGUGGUUACUGUGGUUCUCUGUGCUGGGGAGAUGGACCUUGAUAGACACUUUUUCCAUCCGUACAGGGAAUUAAAAAGAAAUGCGGCAGUAACCAGGGAGAGAAGUGAAGCGUGGCAUGGUACCGGCAAAGGAAAUCUGGCUGCACAACAUGAUUUGCCUUUCCCUGAGGCUCAGGGUCACAGUCAAAGGUUGUAGGUCAUGUUGCUUAGUCCAGGUGUGUAGCAGAGCCGUGGGGAGUGUGACACAGAGGAGGAGUGGCUGCUGAGAACAGGGUCCCUGUGUCUCCCUGUGCUGGUGCAGCCACAGGCGUUGUGCUCCGGUUAAGGGCUGCGCUUUGCUCCCUAUCCCUGUCCGUGCCACGGGACGAUCCCUUGAUCCUUCCCUGCUUUACGACAAGUGUUACCUUCAACAUCCUCCUGGUAGAAAAAAUGAUGCAGAAAAAUACACACACAGAUAUUUAACAGGUCCUCUCUGUGCUGAUCCAGGGCGCUAUGCAGGCUUCUCCCUUGCAGUGCUGCAGCCAAACGACAAGAGGCGUUUUGCUUUGGUAGCUGAAGAAUACUAUGCAAAGCACAGAGGACCAAAAUGACCCCCAAGAGCCCUGGAAAGGUGCCGCUUUGCCUUCCUUCCCACGCAGACUGCCCUGCCUGUUGGACUAAGGGGGACCACCCGUUCCUGGGACCCACAGUGCUCCCUGGGCUGACGGGCAGCAGCCAGGAGGUGGGUCCUUCCGUAGGUGCUGAUAUUACCAAGUGCAAUCCAGAAUGUGGGAGUUUGGCUCCUCAUCACAACCAAUUGUGAGGUGAGUCUGGUGCUCAGGGGCUCCCUGCCUUGUUCAUCACCCCAUCUGCCUGUCUUCCAGGUGCUUUCGCUUCAUCCUGCGUGGCGGGCUGGCUGGGGGGCUCCAGGUCAAGCAGGACUUGGAGUUUUUCUAUGCUGACUUUCCUGCCAAGCCUCGUCUUGCCCGCAGUGUUGCUUAACCCAGCAGGAAGAUGAGUGUGGAUGAGCUGUUAUUCCCCAUUGCCGCUUUCUUCCCUUCUGUACUUGCAGAUUCAGGGCCACAUUUGUCUCUCUGGAAGAGCUUUAAACCCAGUGCUUCUCAUGGUUUCUUGUUGACCAAACCCCUUUGCCCUUUCUAGUCUAAUUGCAAGUGUAAGUGCUGCAGCCGCAGCUCCACAGCCGCAUUGUUUUGCUGCUGAAAAAAAAUACAGUUUUCCCUCUAAUUUGAGGCUGGUAGAAUUAAAGGAGCGCUCUCAACUCCCCCAAGUGCUCAGUUCUUUCUCUGUCCCAUAGUUUCUUCCCUGGAAACAUGGAGUUGAAGAUGUCUCUGUGUACAGAAUGAAAAUGUUGGUGCCUCAGGCCAGGGUCAGUCUUGGAAGGAGAUGGGGCAGGUUGUCACAGCCCUGGUUUGAUCUGAUGGAGAAGUCCUGACCCAUCCCAGUCUGGCCUCAUAACCACAAAGCCCCCAGGCUGAUUUUUAGCUGUGGGAACGCGUACACCCCAGUUUCCUGCUGAUUUCUCUCCCUCCCACCUGCGGUUUUCUCCGGUGGCACAUCAGCCUCUCAUCAGGCUGACUCACCUGAGCUGGCAAUAAGCAAUACAUCUGCAACCUGAUGCCAUAGCAAAGUUUCUUGCAUGGCACAUUGCAAGGUGUUGAUGUGCUCCCGGGAGACUCGCAGGGUGGGCUGGGCGAACAACGCUGCCUUGUCUCGGCGCAUCUCUGGGGCCAGUAAAUCCCUUUUGCUUUGGAACGGAAUGGGGACAGGAUGAGUUAAAUCAGAGCUGCCCAGCAGCCAAAUCCAGCCCCACCGUAUCUGGGGAGGGGGCUGGACCUGCAUCCCCUUCUCUGGCAGGUUCAUGCAAGGUGUGGAAGGGCUGUGUGCCCUUUCUCCAUGGCACUGUCCUUGCUCUCUCUUUGCUGAAUGUCUCAGAAAAGUCUCUCCUUUCUCUGUCUCAGAGACCUCACUGCCCUCAGCUUUCCUCAGAGGGGACAAUGCUAUUUCUGUGGCCUCAAUACUAUGAAUGAGGGCUAUUUCUGCUUUCCUCCCAGACUGAACCUCAGAACUGGUAGUGCUUCGUUUUGCUGACACAAGUACUGUAUUUGGCUCAUUGAGCGUGUGACAGGAUCGCUCCCUUGUUCCCAAAGAGCUUCCAAGAAGGGUGGGUGCCCGAGGAGGGGGUGACCCUCGGUAGGGUGCCAACACCCACAGCCUUACCCCUUCCUACCACUCUUCCAAAUGCAAAGGGACCACAGGCUGGACAGCGGCUCCUCUCGGGAAGAUGCCAAGAGUCGUAGGGCUGGCAGGGCUUUGUACCCCUAUCAGACACAUGCCCCCCGGUUUGGAGGCCGCAUGUGCCCUCUGCCAGGAUGCUCUUCAUCUCUGUUCGUAUCGCAUCAGAAGUGGCCAAGCUCCCCGACUACCUCGUGAGGAGGCAGAGGGUGGCCAGGAGGCUCAGUACGCUGAGCUUGACCGCAGGGCACAUCACCCCAUCAGCCAAAGAUCAACCUCCCUCCUUGUCCAUCACCAGCGCAGCCCCAAAGCCGGGGCUCCUGGUGGGGGAGGCAUCACCGUGGCUUGGGGCAGAAGAGCUGGGUGUUCGGGGGUCCUGCAGUUUGGCACGAUCCCGGCAGGCUGGAGGCCCCCGCUGCGCCCCGCUCCUUCCCGCAGGCUCUCAAAGCCCGUCUGUCUGUCCGUGUGUCACGAUAUUAUGUAAGCGCGUAUAAAUCUACAUUACUGUGGGUGGGUGGUGGGGGGGAGAAUGGAAGAUAGAUAUAGCUGUGUAAAUGCCAUAUCUAUACUUUCACUGUUAGGGGACCGAUUUUUAUUGAUUAUUAUUAUUUGUCAGUGUUUUGGGGGGCUUUUGUGGUGGGGGGGGGGUGUUUUGUUUGUUGGUUUUCUUUUUUUAAGAAAUAAAAAGAAACUGCUUGACUGGUUUCAAGCACCCUGGUGAA